UGCAUCUCUAUUCAUGUGGGCCAGGCCGGAGUCCAGAUUGGCAAUGCAUGCUGGGAGCUUUUCUGCCUGGAACACGGGAUCCAGCCAGACGGACAAAUGCCCAGUGACAAGACCAUUGGAGGUGCAGAUGACUCGAGCAACACCUUCUUCAGUGAGACUGGAGCUGGAAAACACGUCCCCAGAGCGGUGUUUGUUGACCUGGAGCCGACUGUCAUCAAUGAGGUGCGCACUGGGACCUACCGCCAGCUGUUCCACCCUGAGCAGCUGAUAACUGGGAAGGAGGAUGCUGCCAACAACUACGCCCGUGGACACUACACCAUCGGCAAAGAGAUCAUUGACCUGGUGAUGGACAGGAUCCGUAAACUGGCUGACCAGUGCACUGGUCUGCAGGGCUUCCUGGUUUUCCACAGCUUUGGAGGUGGCACUGGUUCUGGCUUCACCUCUCUGCUAAUGGAACGUCUCUCUGUCGACUAUGGGAAGAAGUCCAAGCUGGAGUUUGCAAUCUACCCAGCUCCCCAGGUGUCUACGGCUGUGGUGGAGCCCUACAACGCCAUCCUGACCACCCACACCACCCUGGAACAUUCAGACUGUGCCUUCAUGGUAGAUAAUGAGGCUAUCUAUGACAUCUGCCGCAGGAACCUCGAUAUCGAGCGUCCCACUUACAUAAAUCUGAACAGGUUGAUCAGUCAGAUUGUGUCCUCCAUCACCGCUUCCCUCCGCUUCGAUGGUGCCCUCAAUGUUGAUCUGACGGAGUUCCAGACCAACCUGGUGCCUUAUCCCCGUAUCCACUUCCCUAUGGCCACCUAUGCCCCUGUCAUAUCUGCUGAGAAGGCGUACCAUGAGCAAUUAACAGUGGCUGAGAUCACAAACGCCUGCUUCGAGCCGGCCAAUCAAAUGGUGAAAUGUGACCCUCGUCAUGGAAAGUACAUGGCCUGCUGCCUUUUGUAUCGUGGUGACGUGGUGCCCAAAGAUGUCAACUCAGCCAUCGCCACCAUCAAGACCAAGCGCACCAUCCAGUUUGUGGACUGGUGUCCCACUGGUUUCAAGGUUGGCAUCAACUACCAGCCCCCCACUGUGGUUCCUGGUGGAGACCUGGCCAAGGUCCAGAGGGCUGUGUGCAUGCUGAGCAACACCACUGCUAUUGCAGAGGCCUGGGCUCGGCUCGACCACAAGUUUGAUCUGAUGUACGCCAAGCGUGCCUUUGUUCACUGGUACGUGGGGGAGGGUAUGGAGGAGGGAGAGUUCUCUGAGGCCAGAGAGGACAUGGCAGCACUCGAGAAAGAUUACGAGGAGGUGGGACUUGACUCCACGGAGGGAGACGAGGAGGGAGAAGAAUACUAAAGUAACAUAGAGGCAUGCGUUCACAGGAGUUAAUUUAGAAUAAACAUUUAUGCUGUCAAAGAGCAUACUAUAGCUGAAAUGCAAAUAGCUGAAUGAUAAUAAAUAAGGAUUACACCUGUGGCAACUUUUCCUCGCCACAAGGGAGCAGCAGAAAUACGAUUACUUACAUAUUUUUGAUGAUGCUACAAAAGCUAGACGUAGCUGAGCUUGAAGGUGGUGUCCAGGCUGCAGGGAA
Molecule: messenger RNA, 1576 nt
Organism: Solea senegalensis (Senegalese sole)
Lineage: Eukaryota; Metazoa; Chordata; Actinopteri; Pleuronectiformes; Soleidae
Product: tubulin alpha-1C chain-like
Exons: 3
Coding region: 97-1341 (414 amino acids)
Biological process (GO): mitotic cell cycle; microtubule cytoskeleton organization
Cellular component (GO): microtubule; cytoplasm
Molecular function (GO): structural constituent of cytoskeleton; GTP binding
Source: RefSeq, a predicted model, not a curated record